Corylus avellana is the source of this 884-nucleotide messenger RNA. Lineage: Eukaryota; Viridiplantae; Streptophyta; Magnoliopsida; Fagales; Betulaceae. The record is from RefSeq and is a predicted model, not a curated record.
CUUUACUAAACUCCGCCAACAACCACCACCACCAACGCAAAGGAAGGCACCCCAUCAAUCAGCCGGAAUACGACGAACUUCCCGACUCGAAUCAUCCAAAAGUUGCGAAACAAGAGCACGGCGCAGAACCCAUGGACUUGUCCUCGUGGUUCCGACGCGGCCUUUCAAGCGCAAGCACAAAGACCAAAAACCCAAAUCUCCCAAACCAAUCACACCCAGACCCACAACAAGAAGAAGAAGAGGAACUAUUCGGAGUCACAGAGCAACUCAUUGAGUUCGUCAAGUCCUUCACUUUCGACACCUUCAAUAAUUUCCCUCUCCAAGAACAUGCAAAUUUCAUUGAGGUUGGUGCAGAUGAUGAGGGAGCUGCUUGUGGUGAUGUAACCCCAUCAACUUCAGGCAAUGUCCGGAAGGAUCCUUCCGAAUGGCAAGAGCGGCAUGCUCUUCUUGUGAUCACAAAAGUUAAGUAUAUAUUUUUUGCCAGGGCGUUUUCUACAUAUAAUCAAAGAGAAUUGCUUGUUGGAUAUAUGCUAUGCCCUCGUCGCUUGAGGGAACGUCAGUUUUGGAGAAUAUAUUUUAUGCUUGUCAAGAGCUACGUGAUUGAAUAUGAGCUGCGUGCAGUUCAACUAGCGAAACUGGAAAGUAUGGCAAUGGAGAAUGAGAAAUCUUCAGAGACCAGUGUAUAUGAAGUUGAAAUGGCGGAGGCAAAGCACACAGAGAGCUUAAUGCCUCCCACUCCAUAGAUUACAAUGCAUUUUCUCUUCAGCAAAAGUAGGAACGCAGCAGGUAGUUAUUUGUUUUACUUUAUGAAAAAUAUGCUGAUGAUAUGAUGUGCUUAAAUCUACAUAAUUUUAGUAAGUAAUACAUACUUCGUUUCCUUACUU